AUGAUUAACGAUGAGGAAAAUGAAUUAUUAAUAGAGGAUGAAAAUCCCAAUUCUAGAUUUUCUUUGGAACUAGAAUUUGUUCAGUGUUUGUCAAAUCCGGACUAUCUUCAAUGGCUAUCAAAAGAGGGAUAUUUUGAAAAUGAAUCAUUUAUUAAUUACCUAAAGUAUCUAUUAUAUUGGUGUGAAUUUCCUUAUGUAAAAUAUAUAUCUUAUCCUCACUGUAUUAAAAUAUUAAGGCUGCUUCAGAUUGAAGAUUUUAGGAAGAACUUAUCUAAGGAAGAGGCAAUUCAAAUUAUUCGUGAACAACAAACAUAUCAAUGGAUUUACUCUAACAUAAAGAAAGAAGAAUUAAAAUUGUGA
This is a messenger RNA of Cryptosporidium ubiquitum, 360 nucleotides long. RefSeq lists its product as uncharacterized. Gene Ontology annotation, molecular function: transcription coregulator activity. The coding region runs from base 1 to 360 and encodes 119 amino acids. The transcript has a single exon. Gene Ontology annotation, biological process: regulation of transcription by RNA polymerase II. Gene Ontology annotation, cellular component: mediator complex; core mediator complex. The record is from RefSeq and is a predicted model, not a curated record. NCBI's taxonomy places the organism in Eukaryota, Apicomplexa, Conoidasida, Eucoccidiorida, Cryptosporidiidae.